Mesitornis unicolor (brown roatelo) is the source of this 2475-nucleotide messenger RNA. RefSeq names its product voltage-dependent T-type calcium channel subunit alpha-1H-like. The transcript has 17 exons. NCBI's taxonomy places the organism in Eukaryota, Metazoa, Chordata, Aves, Mesitornithiformes, Mesitornithidae. The record is from RefSeq and is a predicted model, not a curated record. The annotation marks the transcript as partial. Gene Ontology annotation, cellular component: voltage-gated sodium channel complex; plasma membrane; neuron projection. Gene Ontology annotation, molecular function: low voltage-gated calcium channel activity; voltage-gated sodium channel activity. Gene Ontology annotation, biological process: sodium ion transmembrane transport; positive regulation of calcium ion-dependent exocytosis; neuronal action potential.
CCAGAUGAGCUGACCAACGCCUUGGAGAUCAGCAACAUCGUCUUCACAAGCAUGUUCGCCCUGGAGAUGCUCCUGAAACUCCUUGCCUUUGGCCUCUUCGGCUACAUCAAGAACCCGUACAACAUCUUUGAUGGGAUCAUAGUUGUCAUCAGUGUCUGGGAGAUCAUCGGUCAGUCUGACGGAGGCCUCUCCGUGCUACGAACUUUUCGGCUGCUCCGGGUGCUGAAACUGGUGCGUUUCAUGCCCGCCCUGCGUCGCCAGCUCGUGGUCCUGAUGAAGACCAUGGACAACGUGGCCACCUUCUGCAUGUUGCUCAUGCUCUUCAUCUUUAUCUUCAGCAUUCUCGGUAUGCAUCUUUUUGGGUGCAAGUUCAGCCUGAAAACUGAUACAGGAGACACAGUUCCAGACAGAAAGAAUUUUGACUCCUUACUUUGGGCCAUCGUGACCGUGUUUCAGAUCCUCACUCAAGAGGACUGGAACGUGGUCCUGUACAACGGGAUGGCAUCUACAUCCUCAUGGGCAGCUCUCUACUUCGUGGCCCUGAUGACUUUCGGCAAUUAUGUGCUCUUCAACCUGCUCGUUGCCAUUCUGGUCGAAGGCUUCCAGGCAGAGGGUGAUGCCAAUAGGUCAGACACAGAUGAGGACAAGACAUCUGCCAACUUCGAUGAUGAUUUUGAGAAGCUAAAAGACCUCCGGGCAACAGAGAUGAAGAUGUACUCCCUUGCUGUCACCCCAAACGGACACCUGGAGGGCAGGGGAAGCAUGCCACCUCCUAUCAUCAUGCGCACGGCUGCCACGCCAAUGCCCACGCCAAAGUGUUCCCCGCACAUGGACUCAGUGCACACUUUUGUGGACUCCAGGAGAGGGAGUAACGCUUCACUAGACCCCUUGAGCUACGAUCAGAAGUCCUUGUCCAGCCUCCGCAGUUCCCCUUGCGCCAACUGGGGCACCAGCAGCAACUGGGGAAGCCGACGCUCAAGCUGGAAUAGCCUGGGCAGAGCUCCGAGCCUGAAGAAGAAGAACCAGUCAGGGGAAAGAGAAUCCUUGCUCUCCGGGGAGGGGAAAGGCAGCACGGACGAUGACUCUGAUGACGCCAAAUCCAGCACGGUCAGUAGGCCCUCGUUGCACCGCCGGGCAGAGUCCCUGGACUAUCGCAGCUCCCUGGACUUGCCCGAGCUCCCCGUGGCCGUUCUGCCAGCCGAGUACCAGGACUGCAAUGGCAAGAUGGUUCACGUCCCCAGCGAGUUCUUCCUGCGUGUCGACGGCCACAAGGAAGACGCCGCGGACUACGACGAUGACAUGGAGGAUAGUUACUGCUACCGGAUCCGGAAAUUCCUGGAGCCCUACAAACCACAGUGGUGCAAGAGUCAUGAAGACUGGUCCCUCUACUUGUUUUCCCCACAGAAUCGGUUCCGAGUGAUGUGCCAGAAGGUCAUUGCUCACAAAAUGUUUGAUCAUGUGGUGCUGGUCUUCAUAUUUCUCAACUGCAUCACUAUAGCGCUGGAGCGGCCGGACAUAGACCCACACAGCACGGAAAGGAUAUUCCUAAGUGUUUCUAAUUACAUCUUCACUGCCAUCUUUGUGGCUGAAAUGAUGGUUAAGGUGGUAGCUCUUGGCUUUUUCUCUGGGGAGAACACCUACCUGCAGAGCAGCUGGAACGUCCUGGAUGGUAUCCUGGUCUUCGUAUCUAUUAUCGACAUUAUUGUCUCCAUGGCAUCGGCUGGCGGAGCCAAGAUCCUGGGUGUCCUUCGUGUUUUGAGACUUCUGCGGACCUUGAGACCCCUCCGAGUCAUCAGCAGAGCCCCUGGUCUGAAGCUGGUGGUAGAAACCUUGAUCUCCUCCUUGAGGCCUAUUGGGAACAUUGUUCUCAUCUGCUGUGCUUUCUUCAUUAUCUUUGGGAUUUUAGGGGUCCAGCUUUUUAAAGGCAAGUUCUACUACUGUGAUGGUCCUGAUGUGAAAAACAUCACUACGAAGACUGACUGCACCAACGCGCACUACAGAUGGGUUCGGCGGAAGUACAAUUUUGACAACUUGGGACAGGCCCUCAUGUCCUUGUUUGUCCUCUCCUCCAAAGAUGGCUGGGUGAACAUCAUGUACGAUGGCUUGGAUGCCGUGGGUAUUGACCAACAGCCCAUCCAGAACCAUAACCCUUGGAUGCUUCUCUACUUCAUCUCCUUCCUGCUCAUCGUCAGCUUCUUCGUGCUCAACAUGUUUGUGGGAGUGGUGGUGGAGAACUUCCACAAGUGCCGGCAGCACCAGGAGGCGGAGGAGGCCCGGCGUCGGGAGGAGAAGCGGCUGAGACGCUUGGAGAAAAAGCGCAGGAAAGCCCAGCGCAGGCCUUACUACGCUGACUACUCCCCAGCGCGGAAGUACAUUCACACCCUCUGCACCAGCCACUACCUCGACCUCUUCAUCACCUUCAUCAUCGGGGUCAACGUCAUCACCAUGUCGAUGGAGCACUACAACCAGCCGAAG